Messenger RNA from Otolemur garnettii (small-eared galago), 975 nucleotides. It is a transcript of the gene CBR4, whose product is annotated as carbonyl reductase 4. The transcript is spliced from 5 exons. Lineage: Eukaryota; Metazoa; Chordata; Mammalia; Primates; Galagidae. Gene Ontology annotation, molecular function: quinone binding; oxidoreductase activity, acting on the CH-OH group of donors, NAD or NADP as acceptor. The coding region runs from base 107 to 820 and encodes 237 amino acids. The record is from RefSeq and is a predicted model, not a curated record. Gene Ontology annotation, biological process: fatty acid biosynthetic process.
UUCCGCCGCGCGGAGGCGCUUCUUGGCGGCUGCUUAAAAGCCUGAGGAGCCGGAGUGACUGACGUUCCCGCCUUCUUCCUUCCAGUCCGCGACUUCUGGGUCAGACAUGGACAAAGUCUGUGCGAUUUUUGGAGGCUCACGAGGCAUUGGCAGGGCGGUGGCCCAGGUGAUGGCCCCGAAAGGCUACCGGCUGGCCCUUGUCGCCAGGGACCUGCGAGUGGCUCAGGCCGCCGCCAGUGACCUCGGCGGAGAUCAUUUGGCAUUUAGCUGUGAUGUUGCUAAAGAACAUGAUGUUCAAAAUACAUUUGAAGAAAUGGAGAAACGUUUAGGUCCAAUACGUUUCCUCGUAAAUGCAGCUGGUAUUAACAGGGAUAGUCUUUUAGUAAGAACUAAAACUGAAGAAAUGGUAUCUCAACUUCAUACUAACCUCCUUGGCUCCAUGCUGACAUGUAGAGCUGCUGUGAAGACUAUGAUUCAGCAGCAGGGAGGAUCUAUUGUGAAUGUAGGAAGCAUUAUAGGUUUAAAAGGCAAUUCUGGCCAGUCCGUGUAUAGUGCCAGUAAAGGAGGAUUAGUUGGGUUUUCACGUGCUCUUGCUAAAGAGGUAGCAAGAAAGAAAAUUAGAGUGAAUGUAAUUGCACCAGGAUUUAUUCACACAGAUAUGACGAAACACUUGAAAGAAGAACAUUUUAAGAAAAACAUUCCUCUUGGGAGGUUUGGAGAAGCUAUUGAGGUGGCACAUGCUGUUGUGUUUCUUUUAGAAUCACCGUAUAUUACAGGGCACGUUCUAGUAGUGGAUGGGGGAUUACAGCUCACCAUGUAAUUUAUGGAUUAUUCAGUUAUAAGGGUGGUUAGAAUCAAGGGCACGCUUUGGCUGUUGAUUAAAUAAUCACACCUACAUGGAUGAUAUUUGCUUAUCAAACCCACUCAUGCCACAAAUGUUGAUUUCCAUCCUUACAUGACUACAUCUAAAAAGAA